Molecule: messenger RNA, 2755 nt
Organism: Nicrophorus vespilloides
Lineage: Eukaryota; Metazoa; Arthropoda; Insecta; Coleoptera; Silphidae
Gene: Best1
Product: bestrophin-4
Exons: 10
Coding region: 365-2317 (650 amino acids)
Molecular function (GO): chloride channel activity
Source: RefSeq, a predicted model, not a curated record
CAAACAGCAGUCAGGUGGAUGUAGGCGUGCGAUUCGCAUCGACUGCCUCUCCGAAUCUAACCUAACCUCAUCGAGAGACGACGGCCUCUUCCAAGUAGUUCUCCCGAUCGCGUUUAUUUCUGAUCGACAUUAUAAAUUACCACCGUGAUUCAUCCUGACAGUGGCGGUUCGAGUGAUGCAGAGAUUCGACAAUGACUUCAAAGCGAAUUCUCUUCUAUAGAUAGUACAGAGUCGAGGCACAUAUAAAAACUCGGGCUCGUACCUACAUGCAUUUUAGUGUACCUAGAUGUACCAGAUAGUCGAGAUCCUUUGAGGGUUUCAUCGUUGACCAUCAUCAGCAUCAUCCCGAAGACAUCCACUAGCUAUGACUGUCACGUACACCGCGGAAGUAGCCACAUGCCGUGGAUUGGGCUGCUUCUUGAAGCUGCUCAGAAGGUGGAGAGGAAGUAUAUACAAACUUGUAUGGCUGGACCUGCUGUUGUUCCUAAUACUUUAUUACAGCUUAAAUUUAAUGUACAGAUUUAUACUGAAUGAAAACCAAAAAGUUAUUUUUGAGAACGUCGUUCAGUAUUGCAAAAACUACAGUGAUCUCAUCCCGCUUUCAUUCGUUUUGGGCUUCUAUGUCUCAAUAGUGAUGACCAGAUGGUGGAACCAAUAUACGACAAUCCCAUUUCCAGACCCUCUGGCUGUAUUCGUAAGCGCUACAAUUCAUGGUAAUGAUGAACGGGGAAGGGUGAUGCGACGCACAAUAAUGAGGUAUGUGUGCCUCUGUGUGACGAUGAUGUUCACUAUGAUAAGUCCGCGAGUGAAGAAGCGUUUCCCAACGUUAGAUCAUUUCGUGGAGGCUGGUCUUCUCCAGCAGAGCGAGAAACACAUCAUCGCGGAUUUGAAUCAAAAGUUUCCGAAAUACUCGAAGCAUUGGUUGCCGAUAGUUUGGGCAUCAAGUAUAAUAACAAGAGCACGAAAGGAAGGAAGAAUCCGGGAUGAUUUCGCUGUGAAGACAAUGAUCGACGAACUGAACAAGUUCCGUGGUCAGUGCGGUCUUCUGCUGAACUUCGACACGAUCAGCAUCCCUUUGGUGUACACUCAGACAGUGACUUUAGCCGUGUACAGUUACUUUCUAACGACUCUAAUGGGUCAUCAAUGGGUGGAACAUAGUGAAUACAAAUUUGACCUCUAUUUUCCAGUCUUCACUCUGCUCCAAUUCUUUUUCUAUAUGGGCUGGCUAAAAGUGGCGGAGUCGCUGAUAAACCCCUUCGGGGAUGACGACGAUGAUUUCGAAAUCAAUUGGAUGAUUGAUCGAAACCUGCAGGUUUCUUAUCUUAUUGUUGAUGAUAUGCACCAUGAGCAUCCCGAGCUGGUGAGGGAUCAGUAUUGGGACGAGGUGUUUCCUCCUGAUCUUCCGCACACUUUGGCCUCUGAGCCGUUCAAGGAGCAGCAUCCUCUUCCUUCGACGGCAAAUAUCGCUUGUUCUCCAACAGGACACGAGAUCAGCGGUCCACCGACUUCGGUGAAGAUCGACGACGACAUGCAGAGCGGAAUCAUGUUCAGCGUGAAGACGGAUGGUGGCAUGAAACGCGGCGGCAACUCGCAGGCCAGCAACUUAGGUAACAGCGUACCUGAUUCCAUACAACGAGUUGCAUCUGUAACAAGCAUGAUUAAGAAGUUCUUCAAUCGAGAAGAUAGUCGAAUGGAUUCAAGGACUGGAAGUCGAAGAGGAUCGACGGUCGAGCUGAACAACCUGGUGCCUCCAAAAACUCCUACCGCUAUGAAGAUCACUGAUCAGAUCAUCGAGGAGCUGGACGAGCAGCAAACCUUGACAUCAAUGCGAGAGGCUCAGGAGCAGAAACCGAGCGUCUUCGGAAUAUUUGGACCUCCACCCCCGUCUCAACCAGUCCAAGUACCGACAAGAUCUGCAUUCGCAUCUCGCCAGGAAUCUCAUACCUCUGCAUACUCGAAAGGCUCUGCUCCGCUGAGCGAAAUGGACAAUAUUAGUAUAGGUUCGGAAACUAUAGAUGGUUCGGACGUUGAAGAUUGCGAUGAAUUUAAUAAAUUGAAAAAACGCAGAUUGGACGAGAGAAAGAGCAGGUUGGUGUUAAACUUGGCUAGGUCAAUGAGUAAUAAUCCAGGGGAAGGAGAAGGCGAACUGCUGAUGGGCAAAGCCCUUUCCGGACAAAGUCCGCCAAUCAUUUCGAGGAUGGACAGCAGAUUGGCGCGAUCGCUGAGCGGUGGCCAAUGCCACAUGGACAUUCUUCUGGAUGAAGAGAGGAGGAAAUCACAGGACUCGACGGAUGAACCAAGAAAUGAUCAACUAUAAAAAACAAUACUGCAUUGAGCUGAACGCAAGUUCUCCUCUCGAUCCGAACCUAUUCAACGAUGUGAACGCAGCGCAAUUAUUAAAUAGGAUACGUUUUUUUUAAGUCAAUUAUUUUUUGUUCGUUUUUUUCCUUUUUUGUACUAGAUAUUAAUUAGGACGUGCUAUAUAUUAUACUACUAAUGAAAGUUUUGUGAUUUUAAUCAGGUAAAGAAACUAUUUAUACAACUGUUACAUACAUAUAUUAAUCGUUGUUGGAGAUUCGUCGUCUGUCCUGCAUCUUACUUACUACAUUCAUUGGAUUUACUUGGAAUUGCUAAUAGAAAGUGCCUUCGAUUAUAAUUAUUUUUAAUGCUUGUUUCUUUAUAUCAGCGAAUCAAACAUACAAUUAAUUCACUCAGUAUUAUUUAUUAAAUUGUACUUGUAAAAUUUGGUUGUAAC